AGAAGAAGAUGAUUUAUUGACCAAUGGUUCAAUAAUUCACUGGAUUGCAUCGUUAUUGUCGUCGUGUGAACUGCACGAAUUUUAAGCAGAUUUAACAGAAUCCAGAAGAACUAGUUUUUCUACAUUAGAUUCAAACAUAAUUAUGGUCUUUGAUAAGCGAACUAGUCACAUUAAGGCGUUGUCUCUGUUCCAUACUGAGUAGUUUGACGCCGUGGCACUGGAGUAGUUGGAGUGACCAUUUAAGUUGGUUUACUAACCACCAUAAAACCUGAAAGAAGAAGCAGAGUGACCCUACAGCAGCCAGCAUGGCUUGCACACCGGUUAUUCUGGACGGUGGAAUAUCAACAGAACUGGAGGAAAGAGGAUUUCACAUCCAGGGAGAUCCUUUGUGGAGUGCGAGAAUUUUGUAUACAAACCCAAAUGCUGUUAAGGACGCACAUUACAGAUUUCUUCAGUGUGGAUCUGAUGUUAUCACAACAGUCACGUACCAGGCCAGUAUUGAGGGAUUCACCAAGUAUCUUGGCCUUAAACCUGAGGAUGCUGAGGAUUUACUGGCAUCAGGGGUCCGACUAGCUAAAGAUUCAGUAGCAGACUUCAUGGGCAGCUGUUUAACAGCAGACAGAAAAGUGCCUUUGGUGGCAGGUUCAGUGGGACCUUUCGGGGCUUUUUUACAUGAUGGUUCAGAGUACACAGGAGUCUACGCAAGCAGCAUGAGUGUAGAGGAGCUGAAGAAUUGGCAUCGGCUACAGGUUCGCUGUUUAGUGGCUGCAGGAGUUGAUCUACUUGCACUGGAGACCAUACCAAGUCUUAAAGAAGCAGAGGCCUUGGUGGAGCUGCUGCGGGAGUUUCCUGAUGCUAAAGCCUGGCUAUCCUUUUCCUGCAAGGACACCCAGAGUAUUUCAGAUGGCAACAAGUUUGCAAAAGCUGUUCAGGUGGCCAAUAAAUCCCCUCAGCUGGUUGCUGUUGGGGUGAACUGUUGUCAUCCUACUCUAGUAGGACCUCUUCUUGAUUCAGCAGAGUCAUGCAAGGCAGCCAACAUGAGUUGGGUGGUCUAUCCGAACAGUGGGGAAGGCUGCGAUCCCAGCACAGGAUGGGGAACAGAAAAAGGGAUUCCAUUUACAGACCUAAGUGUUGAAUGGAAAGAACGAGGGGCUUUAUGGAUUGGAGGCUGCUGCGGUAUCAGUCCUGCUGACAUUGCACAGUUAAAAGGUCGAUUAACCGAGACACAAAAAGGCAGGAAGUUAAACACACAAUCAUACUGAUCACUGGACUACUUUUUUGUUUUUUUAAUACAAGAAAUUGUAUAAAUAUUAAGAAAUAAAACCAACCACUUGUUUCCAAUUCA
Neoarius graeffei (lesser salmon catfish) is the source of this 1345-nucleotide messenger RNA. RefSeq lists its product as uncharacterized. Gene Ontology annotation, biological process: S-methylmethionine cycle. The transcript has 8 exons. The record is from RefSeq and is a predicted model, not a curated record. Bases 306 to 1262 code for a protein of 318 amino acids. Gene Ontology annotation, molecular function: S-adenosylmethionine-homocysteine S-methyltransferase activity; zinc ion binding. Lineage: Eukaryota; Metazoa; Chordata; Actinopteri; Siluriformes; Ariidae.